AUGUUAUUUAAAACAAAAAGAGACAGCAGCAAGAAGGAUUCUCGCUGGGCCUCCUGCUUGCGUGGGUGGACCUCCGUGCAGCAGCAGCAGCAGCAGCAGCAGCAGCAGACCAGUUGCAGCGAUGCAGCAGCAGCAGCAGUAGUAGUAGCAGCAGCAGCGACAGCAGCAGCAGCAACAGCAACAGCAGCAGCACUGCCGACCGCAGGUGCGGGCGUGCUACCAACUGAUCGUACUGCAGCAGCUGCAAGUGCUGCUGCAGUACGAUCAGUGGGUAGCAGCAAUAGGAAGAGCAUCAGCGUCAGCAGCAGCAGCAGCAGCAGCAGCAGCAGCGAAGGUGCAGCAGCAAAUAUGAUGGAGGUGGACAGUAGAGAACCGCAGCUAAUUAGCCGCUGCUGCUGCGGUUGCCUCCUUGGUUGCUCCAGCUGCAACAGCAGCGCCAGCAGCAGCAGCAAGGGCAGCAGCAGCAGCAGCAAGGACAGCAGCAGCAACAAGAACAACAGCAGCAGCAAGGACAGCAGCAGCAGCGGGUUGGAGGAGAUGGGGGGUCCCGGUUGUUUGCUGCUGCGUUUGAGUGAUUCGCUGCUGCUGUCUGUGCUGCUGCUGCUGCCGCCCUUAGAGCUGGCUGUCUCGCUGCCGAUGGUGUGCAGACGGCUGCGGCGUUUGUCUGUCUGUUCAUACUUGUGGCAGCAGGUGCUGCCUGCUGCUGCUGCACGACGAAGCAGCAGCAGCAGCAGCAGCAGCAGCAGCAGCAGCAGUAGCAGCACGACGAGAGAAGCGUUCAUAGCGCAGUGUAAGGAGGAGGCACAGAGGAAAAAACUCAGAUCGCAGCUGCUCCUGCAGCAACACAAUCAUCUGCUGCUGCUGCAGCAGCAGCAACAGCAGCAGCAGCAGUGGUUCGGACCACUCAAAAAACGCCGGCAGCUCAGCAGCAGCGCCAGCAGCAACAGCAGCAGCAACAGCAACAGUAGCAACAGCAGCGAAAUCGAUGAAGCGCUUCUCCAGUUCGCGGAGAUGCAAGCCGCGAUGCAGCUCCAGCAGCAACAGCAGAAGCAGCAACAGCAGCAGCAGCAGCAGCGCUUGCACCUUACGCAGCACGAGGGCGCGCAGCAUCCCCUGCAGCAGCAGCAACCCCAACAGGGGGCAGCAGCAGCAGCAGCAGUUGCUGCUGCUGCUGCUGCUGCAAGCCCCUUCCCUCCGUCUGCGGACGCAGCAGCGGGUAGAGGCGGACCUCUCACUCCUUCCGCACCCCCACCGCCAGCAGCAGCAGCAGCAGCAACAACAGCAGCAACAGCAGCAGCAGCAGCAGAGCAUGUAUGUUCAGGAAGCCGCUGCAGCAUUGAGGCGUUAGGGGGUGAGAUGUAUCGUUGCAGCGAGAGCGGUUUGCUGCACUGCUGCGGCUCGCGCUGCUUGCGGAUGGAAGCAGCAAAAGAGGUGGGGUUUGUUGUCUGCCCAAUUUCGGGUAUUAUGACAGACAUUGCAGGCUGCUAUGCUGCUGCUGCUGCUGCUGCUGCUGCUGCUGCUGAGCAAAAGACCCUACUCACCAAUCCUUACACCGCACAUGAGGGCAGCAGCAGCGGAAGUGGCAGCCCAAGCGACGCUGCUGCUGCUGCUGCUGCUGCUGCAGAGCGGCGCUUGCGGGGAGCUGCGUUCCUGCAUGAGCUGGCUGGCUUGCUGCAGCAGCAGCAGGCAGAAGCAGCAGCAGCAGCAACAGAUGAUGAAGAGCCCUUCGAUGUCUUCUGUGAAGCAGAAGCCUCUGACCGCUGGUGCUGCAGCGACUUCAGAGCAAAACGCAAAACCUUACGGCGUAAGGGACUCAGCAGGCGCACUUGA
This is a messenger RNA of Eimeria acervulina, 1830 nucleotides long. Its product is annotated as F-box domain-containing protein, putative. The record is from RefSeq and is a predicted model, not a curated record. NCBI's taxonomy places the organism in Eukaryota, Apicomplexa, Conoidasida, Eucoccidiorida, Eimeriidae. The transcript has 2 exons. Gene Ontology annotation, cellular component: nucleoplasm; nucleolus. Gene Ontology annotation, molecular function: protein binding. The coding region runs from base 1 to 1830 and encodes 609 amino acids.